Messenger RNA from Marchantia polymorpha subsp. ruderalis, 1677 nucleotides. Lineage: Eukaryota; Viridiplantae; Streptophyta; Marchantiopsida; Marchantiales; Marchantiaceae. The record is from the annotation of a GenBank genome assembly.
GCUUCUUCGUUGGACUCUCGAGCUUUCCUCAGCUUCCAGAGUUCUCUGAGUUCUGUAGGGCCGUUGGUUUGCAACUCGUCGAGACUGCCCCACUCUUCGCCACGGUAGUUCUCAAUUGUUCCAGUAUCCUCUUCAGGCAUCGCAACUUCUACGAUGCGAAUCCCCAUAUUCUCAUGUUCGUCUAAGGAGAAAUUUCUUUUGAAUUCAGGUCGAGUUGCAACUUGUUCAAUUAUCUACUAGAAACAUACGGAGACAUUUGAGCUGAUUUCUGGAAAAAUCGUCCAGGAAGAUGGUGAGAUUACCCGACAACAUGCUCACCUUCGGUAUCGGUAUCGGUAUCGUGUGUACGCUGAGCACUGUCAUGCGCGUUGAGUGCAUCCCAGAGUUGAUCAGCUCUGAACCACCUUACGCUGCGAGGACGUGGAUGGAUGCGCAUGCAACGUUUCAUGGAGGGAGUGCCGUCGCUGACACAAUGGGUGGAGCUUGUGGUUAUGGAAAUUUGAUAUCUAGGGGCUACGGCUUGCACACAUCAGCUCUGAGUUCAUCCCUUUUCAACAGUGGAUUGACCUGCGGAGCAUGUUUCAAGGUCAGAUGUAAAGCGGCUUCGUCGAUGCGAUGCCAUGCAACUGCUGGUUCUAUCACGGUGACUGCCACCGACCUUUACUCUGAGAAUCUCGCCACUCUCAUCGAAGAUGAACGACGGAGUAACCCAUCCCAACCGCAAUUCGAUCUAGCCGUCAGCGCGUUCCAAAUGCUGGCCAGACCCAUGGUCGGAUUGAUUCCUAUUGAAUAUCAAAGAGUGCCAUGUGAGAAGGAGGGAGGAAUCAGAUUCACACUGAACGGCAACUCGUGGUUCAACCUCGUUUUGGUGCACAAUGUUGGAGGAGAUGGUAACGUCGUUGCUGUUCAAGUCAAGGGCUCGAGAGCCAGCAGCUGGUCGAUGAUGAACCGGAGGUGGGGUCAAAACUGGGAGCUGAGGGAAAAUCUUCAAGGACAGAUCCUUUCCUUUCGGAUCACCACCGGUUUCGGAAAGACUGUGCUACUGCCCGACGUCGCACAAGCCGAUUGGCGCUUUGGGCAAACUUACGAGUCGGAGGGCAAUUUCAGCGGGUGGUGACGUGCUGUGCCAAAGGAUCGUCGAGCACAAAUGUAACCUAUGUAUCAUAGGAUUCAGACACCCGUUCCUCCUGAUCAGAAGAGGCUUGUUCAUAUGCGUGCAUGAAGAGACAGACAGAAGAUGGUUCGUAGUUGCAGUGAAGCAGAUACUGAACAGCUACGACUCGAUACGAUUAGGUUAGUGAUCUUCAUAUAUCUACGUCCAAUGUACCACAAUACAGAAUUUGAGCAGUCUGCUCCAUAGAAGCUCCAAGUGACAACCCGUAAUUAUUGCAAAAUCUACGAAGUCAACUUUGUUUGCGGUUUUAAAAUUGGAACUUUACGUACGCAUGACAACUCCUGUAGUCUGUCAUAGCAGUCUACGCGAUGUAAUCUCGGGAGACAGACAUUAUGCCCGGAUUCCGAAGGCGCAGAUGAUAACCAGAUGACAGAUAACAUAAUUAGUGCAAGCAACGCUGUACACUGGAGCAUGGCUGAGAGCGAAGAUCAUAUGGCUCCUCUAACCAACGUAAUAAAUGGAUUCUCCCAUAAAGAAUGAAUCCACAACCCAGAAAUUACAGA